CACACUACUUUUAGAAAGACACACAUGAGAACAGUCUUGUGCUUCAGUUGUCCAGUAGCCAAUCCUCGGCUUUCUUCGGCAGGCGUGCAGAACCACAGCCUUCGGCGCUAGGAUCCAGAAGGCAGGGCUUUGAUUUCUCAACUAAUUCCUCUGGCAAAACACGAAACGCUCAUAUGCACAACUUCCUGGUUAGAGAAGCGGACCGCGCUGAAUGUGAUCGCAGACUGACUUUGUAGAUGCGCGAGAGCGAGAGGCACACAAGAGGAACGAGCGUCUGAAAGUGCGUCCGGUUGGGAUUAACUUGAGAAUGUAAAGAGAAUGUAAAGGACGCCUCAGAGAGCAGAAGUGUGUGCGGAUUGUGGGCAGUCCGAAAUGUCCCACGAAACAGGCACAAGAUUUGUCGCCGGUCAUUGAAAUCGCCUCGAUCACUUGUAAUUAUUUUGGUUAGUCAAGUUAGUGUGUUUCCUUCAUUGACGCUCAAUUUGUUCUGCCAUUCCGUGUUGCUCUAAUCGCGCAUUUGGACAUGUGGAGACUGCGAGGAUCGUGUCGUGUGGGGAUGUUGUGUUUGACUUUAUCAGCCCUUCUCAUCCAACCCAUCAGCUGUCAUCCCGCUUCUCAUGUGGAAACAGAGCAUCGUGGGAGCUCAGCCACUCAAAGAGAGCGGAGGGCGUCUGGGGAACCCUAUUGGGCGUAUUCAGGCACCUACGGACCACGAAGGUGGCCCUCUGCUUAUCCAGAAUGCGGGGAAAGGAAUCAGUCUCCAGUGGAUAUCCCAGAUCAAGACACACAGGUUUCUCAAGAGUGCCAGGAGCUGACCUUGGAUGGCUUUGAAAAGAAGUCGUCAAACAGGACCACCAUGAAGAACACAGGCAAAACAGUGUCUAUUGUUCUGAAGAAUGAUUACUUUGUGAGAGGGGCCGGCCUACCUGGACGCUUCAAAGCAGAAAAAGUGGAGUUUCACUGGGGCAGCACCAAUGGAUCAGCUGGUUCUGAGCACAGUAUCAAUGGAAAGAAGUUUCCAGUAGAGAUGCAGAUUUAUUUCUACAAUUCAGAUGAUUUUGACAGUCUGAGCACCGCGAUAAAGGAGAGACGAAUCAUCGCCGCCAUGGCUGUCUUCUUUCAGGUGGCAAAGAAAGACAACAUUGCAGCUGAGCCCAUCAUCACAGGUCUCAAACGAGUAGUCCAUCACGAGAAGGAAACAAACCUUGGUCCAUUCAUACUGAGGGAUCUGCUGCCAUCAUCUUUGGAAAGUUAUUACCGCUACACCGGCUCGCUCACGACUCCUCCCUGCAGUAAAGUCGUGGAGUGGAUCAUCUUCAGUCGACCUGUUUACCUGUCCUACCACCAGCUGGAGGCUUUCUACUCCAUCUUCACCACAGAGCAGCAGGAUCAUGUGAAGUCCGUGGAUUACCUGAGGAAUAACCAUCGGCCCACUCAGGAUCUCGACAGCCGGCAAAUCUUCAAAUCGGCUCUGAUGGAUGCUUGGAUGCCCGACCUCAUGACAGACAGCAUGGCCAGCGCUGCAGACUCAGAAACUUCUCGAGUCUGCAGCAGCAUCCCUGACAACAUGAAGGUCCACCUUCUGAACAGAACUGCACUUGUGUUGACCUGGGACAGACCGUCAGCUGUCUACCACCCACCUAUAGUGGGCUUCCUUGUCUCCUACAGCUGGGUAAAGGAUGAAAUGCCUUUUGAGAAGACCUUCACGCAGAGCGGCGAACACAGUACGGUAAGGCUCCCGACAUGAAAGGCAAAGCAGUCUGAUCAUUUCAGAAGAGCACAUUCACAG
Molecule: messenger RNA, 1789 nt
Organism: Sinocyclocheilus rhinocerous
Lineage: Eukaryota; Metazoa; Chordata; Actinopteri; Cypriniformes; Cyprinidae
Product: receptor-type tyrosine-protein phosphatase gamma-like
Exons: 9
Coding region: 524-1747 (407 amino acids)
Cellular component (GO): plasma membrane
Molecular function (GO): carbonate dehydratase activity; zinc ion binding; protein binding
Source: RefSeq, a predicted model, not a curated record